UGCCGAGGACAAGGAUCAUCUCUCUCUGGCUGGCCUCUCCUAAAUUCAUUGCGGUCACUCAUCUCUCUCUCUCUCUCCCUCUCCCUCCCCUUGUCUCUGUGGACUAGAUCGCUAAUCAAGAGGGUCGGGUUGCUUAUGGCGAGUCGACUCGGGCCAAACCCACCUCUGGCUCAGUGGGUCUGCAAAUCACUGCAACUAUAGCUCACCCAUCAACACCGUCAAUUCGCAACCCAGGUCUUCGAUUUUUUUUUUUUGUAUUUUUUUUUUAAUUUUUCUGAUAAUUUUGUUAUUUAUCAGGUUCUGAAACCCUAGAUUACCCUCUAGAAAUUGAUACCGCAAGAACCAUUGCCCUUCCAAUUUGUUGACCUAAACCCAGCUUGACUUUCUGAUUUUCUGGGUUACUUAUAAAGGCUACGAAUUGGGUUUGUUCAAUUUAGGGUUUUUGUUUCCCUUCUUUGUAUCCCCAUUAAUUUAGAGUUUUUUGUUUUUGUUUUUAGUUGCACGGAUUCGUUUGUAUUUCUGCAAUAAUUAGGGUUUUGUGAUUUUGGGUUCUUGAAUUUGGGAUCUGUGAUGGCGGUUUCUUCAAUUAUGUGGUGGAGUUAGGGGUUUUUAUCUGGGUUUGUGUAUUUUUUUUUCCUUAUCGAGUAAGCCUUUUGGGUUAGUGAGUGAUGGGUGAGGAGACAUCUGAUGCAAUGAACCUUGACCUGAAUCUGGGUCCUGGUCCCGAGCCGGCUUCUGCCACCAUGUCGAUUGAGCCUGUGAAUUUGGAGAAUUGGAUUGACCAGCAGCCUAUUCACCAAAUUGCGGAAGCUUAUGGGAUUAAUCCAUUUCGACGGAGAUGGCCACAACCUGAGGCGCAUAAUGUUUCGUCAGAGUUGAGUCAAUUGAUGGUCGAUUCUGGUACUUCGAGUAUACUACAAGCGGGGGAGGGUAGUGUUGCUGCAGAGGAGAGAAGCAACGAUGUGCCUAAAAAGUGUGAAAAUAUCAAUGGGAUUUUAGAAAAUGAGACUUCAGAGGAGAAGGAUGAUGUUGAAAAGAGCAGUGGCAAUGAUGGUAGCUUUUUUGAUUGUAAUAUUUGUCUGGACUUGGCUAGGGAUCCUGUAUUGACUUGUUGUGGUCAUUUGUUUUGUUGGCCAUGCCUGUACCGAUGGUUACAUGUGCAUUCCGAUGCAAAGGAAUGCCCAGUUUGUAAGGGAGAGGUAACUCUCAAGAAUGUGACUCCAAUUUAUGGCCGUGGGAACAAUGCUCGUGAGCCAGAUGAUGACUCAAAUCUUAAGAUCCCUCUUAGGCCUCACGCACGGCGGGUUGAAAGCUUGAGGCAAACUAUUCAGAGGAAUGCAUUUACUUUUCCGGUGGAGGAGAUGAUUCGACGCCUUGGAAGCAGAUUUGAUUUGUCUCGGGAUUUGGUUCAGCCAACAGAAGAUACUCCCCGGGAAACUGCAGCUGAAAGAACAAAUGGCUUGUUAAAUAGGAUCCUAACAUCUCGAGCACUGCGCAGAGAGCAAAUUCAGUUGGCACAAACUGAAAUUGUAGAUUUAACGCAAGACAACAUUACUAGCCUUGAUACAGGAGAUAACCGCCGGCUUCAGUCCAUGCUACUUCGAAGAACACAAUCACAUAGAGCAACACUUUCUUCUCUGUCAUCUGCAUUGAGUUCUGCUGAAAGGUUGGUGGAGGCAUAUUUCCAUAACCAUCCUAUUACACCUGCAGUUAGAAAUCAAGAGCCGCCUCCACCAGUUGAUGACAGAGACUCUUUCUCGAGUAUUCAAGCUGUUAUAAAUUCAGAGAGUCAAAUGGACACAGCUGUGGAAAUCGAUUCAAUGGUUUCCCUUUCAACUUCAUCUUCCAGAAGAAGAAAUGAAGCUUCAAGGGUUUCAGACAUGGACAGUGGAGACUCCCGUGCCCCAAGAAGGAGAAGACUGAACUGAAAGCCUCUUCUUCAUCUGGUCAGCACUAUGUUGUAUGUGCUCUUUGCCUUUGUUUUAUUAGCCUUUCCCCUGCUCAAGUGCCCUUGUAUUACUACUUCACUGUUUACACUCUAGGAAGUGUUCACCUUUUACUACAACUUUGUCCUUUGACAUUGAUGAGGUGAUUAUCAACUAUCUGCUUGAAUUAUUUGUUUUUACAUUAUCAAUGUUAUGAUCUUCCUUAACUUAAGGGGAUUGGGUUUUUAAUUGUGUGGCAAA
Molecule: messenger RNA, 2186 nt
Organism: Rosa chinensis
Lineage: Eukaryota; Viridiplantae; Streptophyta; Magnoliopsida; Rosales; Rosaceae
Product: ORC ubiquitin ligase 1
Exons: 1
Coding region: 669-1928 (419 amino acids)
Biological process (GO): ubiquitin-dependent protein catabolic process
Cellular component (GO): endoplasmic reticulum
Molecular function (GO): metal ion binding; ubiquitin-like protein conjugating enzyme binding; ubiquitin protein ligase activity
Source: RefSeq, a predicted model, not a curated record